Molecule: messenger RNA, 303 nt
Organism: Ramularia collo-cygni
Lineage: Eukaryota; Fungi; Ascomycota; Dothideomycetes; Mycosphaerellales; Mycosphaerellaceae
Product: related to ubiquitin-like protein modifier
Exons: 2
Coding region: 1-303 (100 amino acids)
Biological process (GO): protein sumoylation
Cellular component (GO): nucleus; septin ring
Molecular function (GO): ubiquitin-like protein ligase binding; protein tag activity
Source: RefSeq, a predicted model, not a curated record
AUGUCUGAGAACAAUGGAUCCCCAGGCGCGGAGAAGCCGGAAGACCAGCACCCGCAGCAGACCGAGCAUUUGAACAUCAAGGUCACAGACAACAACAACGAGGUCUUCUUCAAGAUCAAGCGGUCCACCCAGCUCAAGAAGCUCAUGGACGCCUUCUGCGAGCGCCAGGGCAAGGCUCCAACGAGCGUGCGAUUCCUCUUCGACGGCCAGCGCGUCAACUCCUCAGACACUCCAGAUACGCUCGACAUGGCCGACGGUGACACGCUCGAGGUUCAUCAGGAGCAGAUUGGUGGCGCCUGGUGA